AUGCAAUUCUUCAUCGGCACAGCGCAGGUGCAAGUGAAGAAUCUUUUCUUCGACUCGUCAAGCCGGGAGAAGAUCGAGCGAGCUUGUGAACAGCUGGCAGCGGUCUUCGAGGACGGGUGUAACCCAUUCGCGGAUGACAAUCGCAUUCCGGUGGCUCUCUUCCCCGAAGAGCUAGCGAUCGUGCUUAGAGAAUCGAUGGUAUCGAUGCAAGACCUGGUCAGCCCGCAGAACCCAAAUUUGAAGCUUUACCCAUCGAAUGGGAUCCGUUGCGUCCAUGGUAGACAGCGGUUCGAGACGGCUAUCCGUGUCAAGGGACCCGAGUAUUGGUGGGGCAUCCGGAUCUAUUGCAUACCACGAGGGAGCGAAAUCUGGCGAUUGCUAUAUAAUGAGGUUGAUCAGUACUAUUACCAGACGCAACCAACUGAUGGUGAGGUCUUUUUAAAAGUCCGCCAGUACAUGGAAGCGGGUGAGCCACAAUGGGCUGCACGAUCGAGGAAGAAGUUAAGCCCUUGCAAGCAGACAGCCCUCAAGGCGAUCGAGGCGAAGGGGGAACUUCUCGAGAAGCUGGAUCAACUUCGAAGAUUUCCCGGCUUAUGGGAUGACUUCAAUCUAGGGAAUAUAGAGAAGUAUCUUGCGCUUCACAUUAUGGACGAGAUCCUGCAUCACCUGCAGCACAUCUACGACUUCUGGGCACGGGUUACACUGUACGAGCCGCAGAUCCAAGAGGCAACGAGCAGAUGGACAGUGAAAACUUUGGAGCUGCGUGCGCCUGGCUGCAAGACCGAUCGCGAAGCCGUACGGCAAUUCAUGGGGGCGGGGCUGCUCUUCGAACGCGUCUCGCAGCCUGCGAAACGGCAGAAGAUCCAGCAAGAGAUAUUUUCGAUGCCGAGGCUGAUAAUUCCAAGUUUCCGGACUUUUCGAGAGAAUAUGAACUGGCUGACGGUGGGCGUCCAAAUUUUGAAGGAUGAGAUCAUCGACAAGGCCGGGAAAAGAACAGUGCAACAGGCCAUGCGGGACUGUUGGAAACCGCCCGAGCGGUGUCUGGUCGAGGUGGGGCGCGACGAUUACAUAGAGAUCCCUGUUCCGCCGGUGUUCGAGCUCGCUUAUCGCCAGGUCCUCGUCGCCGCUUUGAGAGGAUUCCCUAACCUAUCCAGUGUGUUCGCGCCUCGCCGGGAGAAGGGCCAGAAGAGGAGGACGGCGGGGAUAGAUGAUGCACACCUAGCCGCAUUCCUGCGGGGGGCACAGAAGCAAGGGUUCCAGUCGGCUAAAAUCCGGACGGGGCUCCUCCGCACUCGGGGAGCAAAUCCCAAGCAGGACUCAGUAGAGUCCCGGGGAGAGGAUCCCGGUCAUGUGGGUGCCCGGUUGGAGAGGCGCUGCGGCCGUCCAUUUGCCAACACCUAUGCUUUUCUUGAGUCUAGGCUCUUUAUCACCAACUUGCUCACGCUAGACGAGAGCCCGAUGGACUAUCCCUCAUCCCUUUUCGUGCAGCGCGACUUCUUGCGUUCCUUUUUUGCGUCCGAAUCACCAUGGAGUCCCACAGCCCCACACCAUCCGAGCCAGGCUGUACCCCAGCCCCUAGACGUAAGGGUCUCUACAUGGACUACCAACAGGUCAAUGGAGUCACGGUCUAUCUUCACCCCCAGAUCCCUGGCAGCAGCUCUCGGGCCACCCCCCCUUCCAGAUGCAGAAGCGCCCGAGCCGCUUCAUUGGGCCCACCCACCCCACAGCCCCCAUAUUUCUGCGCUUAGCACGAGCACAGAGACGUCCUUCUCGUCCAGGUCAAUCAUUCUGCCGGAGCUGAUGCGCACGACACCGCGGCCGGUACCAACUACAUCGAACCGUGCCGCGAGGAUAUGGCGGCAACGGCCUUCUAUCCAAAGCAGCAGUUCAACUACGAGCGAGGGCAAUUCCCGGAGCAUUUUUGGCCCCGACGACCUGAUGUAUGGCUGA
Messenger RNA from Diaporthe amygdali, 1950 nucleotides. RefSeq lists its product as uncharacterized. NCBI's taxonomy places the organism in Eukaryota, Fungi, Ascomycota, Sordariomycetes, Diaporthales, Diaporthaceae. The record is from RefSeq and is a predicted model, not a curated record. The transcript has 2 exons. The coding region runs from base 1 to 1950 and encodes 649 amino acids.